CAUACAAAACACAUUCUCCCCACCAUCUUUAGACCAUGUCAACACAACAAGAUUUCCACACUCAUGUCCACACCAUUUCCGAGGCCGGCCGCCUCCUCCCGUCGGCCGGCAGGUGGACCGCCAUCGACCUCGACUUCAACCUCCUCCCCCGAUCGGCCACCGGGCUCGAUUCCCUCCCUUCGAGCUUCUCAAAGUCCAUUGAUUUCAACCUCACAAUCACUGACAAACACCACUUCAAGAGGUUUCUUUACAUAGCAGCCUUCCUGCUUCUCAUCAUCCCUGCAUUAGUCCUUCUCCUCCAUUUUUUCCCACACAAGAAACACCACAAAAAUUCCUCCAAGAAUCUCACACUGGCCCUCAACCAAGCCCUCCUCUUCUUUGAUGCACAGAAAUCGGGGCCUUAUCGGACGAAUGAUCUGAUCAAAUUCCGGGGGGAUUCGGGGAUGAAAGACGGGAGUAGCAGUGAUAAACAUCCAGAUCUUGUGGGAGGGUUUUAUGAUUCUGGCAAGAACAUAAAGCUGAGCUCCACAACAGCUUAUUCUGUGACCUUAUUGAGCUGGACAGUGAUUGAAUAUCACCAGAAAUAUGCAGAUUUAGGUGAGCUUGAUCAUGUGAAAGACAUCAUAAAAUGGGGGAGUGAUUAUCUCCUCAAACUAUAUGUUCCUCCAAACAUCACUUCUGGGACUUCUGCAAUUCUGUAUUCUCAGGUUGGUGGGAACAACACAAACUCAGAAAACGACAUAAAAUGCUGGCAAAGACCAGAAGACAUGACUUACACAAGACAGGUCUCUGUCUGUGAUCUUGCAGCCUCGGAUUUAGCAGGAGAAAUAGUUGCAGGAAUGUCUGCUGCAUCAAUAGUCUUCAGAGAAGAUAAAACUUAUUCCCAGAAAUUAGUUCAAGCUGCAGAGAGCUUAUUCACCAUGACAAAUACCACAGCCAAGAAAGCCAUGUACACGACUAUAAACCAAUGUGGAGGAAACGCGAGGCAGUUCUACAACUCAACGAGCUACAAAGACGAGUUGGUCUGGGGAGGAACUUGGCUGUUUUUCGCCACUGGGAACGAGACUUAUCUCAAGUAUGCAACCGAGAAUCUUAAAGAAGCUGAGGAGGAAGAAGCGGUGUCUGAGAAAGGGGUGUUUUAUUGGAACAACAAACUCACUGCUAACAUGAUCCUGCUAACAAGAAUCAGAUUUUUCAGAGAUCUUGGCUACCCUUUUGAGUAUGCUUUUGUAUCAUCAACUAACAGAACUGACCUGCUAAUGUGUUCAUACACUUCCAAUCAAAAGUUCAGUAAGACAGAAGGGGGAUUGAUCCUCUUAAAUCCUGACAAUGGUGCCCCCCUCCAGUAUGCUGUGACUGCAUCUUUUCUCAGCAAACUGUACAGUGACUAUCUUGAGCUUCUGCAUAGGUUCCAUGGCAGCUGCAACAGUGCUGUUUUUUCUCUGCAAAACCUCAGAGAUUUCUCCAUGUCACAGGUGAACUACAUUCUAGGGGAUAAUCCUGGGAAGAUGAGCUAUGUGGUUGGAUAUGGUGAAAGGUAUCCACUUCAGGUUCAUCAUAGAGCUGCAUCGAUCCGUUGGGAUGAUCGUCGAUACUUGUGUUCAGAAGGAGAGCAAUGGCUGGAGUCUAAAGAGGCAAAUCCAAACACCCUUGUUGGAGCAAUGGUUGGUGGACCUGAUAAAAGUGAGAGUUUCUGGGAUGAGAGGAAGCAGCCAUGGUUCACAGAGCCAAGCAUUUCCAGUAAUGCUGGUUUGGUGGCUGCCCUUAUUGCACUCCAUGCUCCUCCUUCCCAUUCUUCUGCUUCAAAUAAUGGUGUGAAUCUAGGCCUAGACAAGUUGGGUUUAUUUGACAAAGUUCAUUAGGUUAUUGAGAUUUUCUU
This is a messenger RNA of Ipomoea nil (Japanese morning glory), 1879 nucleotides long. Its product is annotated as endoglucanase 12-like. Lineage: Eukaryota; Viridiplantae; Streptophyta; Magnoliopsida; Solanales; Convolvulaceae. The record is from RefSeq and is a predicted model, not a curated record. The transcript has 6 exons. Bases 36 to 1862 code for a protein of 608 amino acids. Gene Ontology annotation, molecular function: hydrolase activity, hydrolyzing O-glycosyl compounds. Gene Ontology annotation, biological process: carbohydrate metabolic process.